AUGGCUGCCCAGAUGAUUUAUUUGACAGAUGUUCCAGAAAUUCAAGGAGAUACAACAUGGGAAGAUGAUUUCUACACUGACUUUUGUAUUGCAGUUCGAUACUUGAAUCUCAGAACAGGUCACUGUCCAUACCUCAUAACUGUAAGUAAUGGAAUGGAAUGGAUGAAAGGGAUGAAGUUGAGUUGGGUGUUUAAAACUAGUACAGGAAUUUCGUCCAAGUUGCGCGCAUGGAUCGUUCAGACAAAACACAAUGCUUCGUCUAUCGAUGACCUAACUCUGCAAUCUAUAUCCAUUGUGGCCGCCAGUGAUAUGGAGUAUUCCGUUGAGCGAGACAUCGAGAAUUUCUUCGAGAAGACGUCGGCAACUCGCACAGCCUGCGAUGACCAUGCGAAGCAGCAUGUUGGAGGCGAUGUCAUUCCAGUGGUCGUGCAAGGUCUUGACAUCUGA
Molecule: messenger RNA, 447 nt
Organism: Histoplasma capsulatum G186AR
Lineage: Eukaryota; Fungi; Ascomycota; Eurotiomycetes; Onygenales; Ajellomycetaceae
Exons: 3
Coding region: 1-447 (148 amino acids)
Source: RefSeq, a predicted model, not a curated record